GUUCCGUGGUGCUUUCGGUGAUCAAACCAACUUUGUCCUCUUCGCGCAGCAGACAGCUUGUCCAUGCACAGCCUCCCAGUGCCUCCCACACAACCUGUUGCUUGGAGGGUUCCAUUGAGUUGAUAUCCCUCAUUCCCUCUCGGCCGCCUUGUCUCACUUAGUCCAUAGUCCUUCCAUUCUCUACCCGUGCGAGUAUCCGUAGCAGUAACAAUCCUUCAGAUUGAUUCCUUGUCUUCUAUCUCUCUGUCUAUCUAUCUGUCUAUCUAUCCAUCUAUCUGUCUAUCGGUCUGUCUGUCUACUAUCUCAAGUUAAGAAGAAAGAAGAAGAAGAAAGAUGAUGAUGAGCAAGCAGGAAGAGCAACCUCCCGGCACCAGCAACGUCACUACGACUGUCGACAAGUCGGACCACAAUGGCGGUGGAAGUGUCGCCAGUAAUAGCAGUGAUGCCAGCAGCGGCGCCGUGCGUCGCGAAGCGCAACAACGAGGCGUCUCCAUGACCAUUUUCUGGAUUCUCGUAUUGGGUUGUGCGACCAGUGCGGCGUUUCUAGGCGUCGGUGUCAGUAGCGCGUUGAAAGAACAAGACGAUCUCUUUCAACGCGCCGCUGUCGAUACGGUCUCCAAACUCCAAGAUGCUUUUGAAGAUUACGUCAAUGCCGUGUCAAUGGUGCACACGCGAUGUCGUCGUCGCAAUUUUUCGCGUCAAGAUUUCCGUGAUCUCUACGAGACACUCCUGCAAAAUGGACUGGCAUUCAAAGCGGUGCAAUUCUAUCCCAAUACCACGCACGAACAACGACCGGCGCGAGAAGCCGAGACACGAGCGUAUUACGCCCAUCACUAUCCGCAUGUCACGUAUCAAGGAUUUCGAGGAUUCAAUAAUUUGGAUGGAUCCGGGGGACUGCAAGUGCGAGACAAUCAGAGUUGGUACUUUCCCGUUCAUUACCAAGAACCCGUGGCCGGCAAUGAAGCUGCCAUUGAUUUGGACUAUCAUUCCAGUGAAGUCCGAAUGCGUGCCGUCAAUGCCGUAUUUGACGAACAAGCGCCGUCGCUCAGUGAUCGAUUGUCGUUGGUACGAACGGCCGGAACUGUCAGUCGAUGUGGCAAUCACAAUGGACCGUCGUAUGGAGUCGUAUUGGCACAUCCCGGAGUCAAUGUGUCGCGGCCUUUUGGACACCGACCCAGUAGUCCACUCAAUGGAGAUGUAUUCUACAAUGCCACUACCAAUGAAACCAUUGUCGAAGGAGCCGUCGAUGAUGGAUUCGUCGAUGAUGUCUGGCCCAGAGAUUUGUCUGCCAUGGUCCUCUGUAUUCCCGAUCUCAUUUCCAGAAGUUCCUACGAACUACAAGAUCAGAGUUCCGCCGUUUACAUUCACGAUCUCAAUCAUCCCAAUGCACAAGAACCCGUCUUUAUGGGAGGCGCCAUUAUUCAAACGGGCCAUAACAUUUCCUUUCUCGAAGAAGUUCCCAUUCAAGAUCUAAAAGCCCCACGCUCCAAGCUCUUGUUUGCGUCCGAUAUCAACGCCGCCAAUCGCGUCUGGACCAUUACCGUCGUCGCACUCGACGGCACGUACGAACCCAAUGUCGUCUUUGUCAUUCUCGGGGGAGUCAUUAUAUUCAUGUCGACCAUGCUAUUGGCGGCAUGGAUCUACACCAAUUCCCGCCGUCUCGCGAAAUGGAAUGAAAUGACGGCCAAAGCCCAAGCCGAAAAGGCGGCACUCAUUUUGCAAAGUGCCCACUCGCAAGCCAAGACGGAACGCGAACUCAAUGACUUUUUGGCACACGAAGUACGAAAUCCUGUGGCGGCCGCCAUGGCCGCGUGUAACUUUGUCUCGGUGGAGGUUAACAAACCGAAUCCACUCCAAAAUGAUGCCAGUCGGGAAUUGGCGCGGGAUGAUUUGAAAAUUAUUGAUAAUGCCCUUCAUUUUGUCAAUGAUUUGCUCCGGAACAUGUUGGAUAUGCACCGGGCGGCUAGUAAACAGUUGGUGGUGACCAUGGUGGCGACGGAUUUGUUGCAUCAUGUCAUGGAACCCGUGGCCGGCAUGUUGCAUCGGCGGGGGAGUAAAAUCAAAUUGCAAAUGGAAUGUCCUCCCAAUCUGAUUGUACUGACCGAUCCACUGCGACUCAAGCAAGUCAUUCUCAAUCUGGGACGCAACAGUUCCAAAUUCAUCGAUGUCGGUUUCAUUCGACUCAAGGCAUUCCUCGUCAAUGGCAUGGCCCGAAUUCAUGUGGAUGAUUCUGGAUGUGGCAUUCCCAAGGACAAACAACGCAAAUUGUUCGAUAAGUAUCAAGAAUCCCUCGAUAAUUUGAGUCAAGGAACGGGGAUUGGACUCUACUUGUGUUUGAAUUUGGUCGAACUCAUGGGUGGAACCAUUCAACUCGAUCCCGAUUAUGACAGUGGCGUGCCGGGGCAUCCCGGAUCGCGCUUUGUCAUUGACUUGAAACAAACCGUCAUUGAACAGCCACUGUUCCUCGAUCACAGUGACUUUCAAAACAAUCUAGAUCAUCAUCGGCCAUCGAACGGAACGAAUCGCGAUGAUGUAUCCUUGCCAUCGACGCUCUACGAACUGCCCGAAAAAAUGUCGGUUCUCUUUGUCGACGACGAUGCCAUUCUCCGCAAGCUAUUCAUGAGGACCAUUGCUACGGUGGUCCCCGAGUGGACUGUUCGAGAAGCGGCCAAUGGGGAAACGGCGUUGCGGCUGACGGAAGAAAAUCACUACGACUUGAUCUUUUGUGACAUGUACAUGGCCAGUGCCGAAAAACAGUUGUUGGGAACCGAAGCGGUGGCGGAACUCCGGAAUCGUGGGGUCCAGAGCAAAAUAUGCGGAUUGAGUGCCAAUGACAAGGAAGCCGAGUUCUUGGCGGCGGGGGCGGAUGCGUUCAUGUUCAAACCAUUUCCCUGCAAACACGACGAGAUUAACGAGGCUCUCUGUCGCGUACUCUUUGACGACCGUAACCUCAAACCGGAUAUGGAGGGUAUGGCCAUUUUUGACUCUUAGGAGACUGCAUAAUUACAAGGCUCGUGAUGUACUUUUUUGACAAGCAGGACCAGGGCGUGGUCAUGAACGAAGCGAACGCUUACAAGAAGAGUGGUAUAGCGGGAUGGGUUGCAACUCAAGAGUCUUGGCAGUCAUUGGUGCUCCCCGGCGGAAGGACGUGGGUGCACUAGUUGAUUCUUUUGACCUCCUUUUGCCAAAUGGGUAGGUCGAAAGGCAUAUUCGAGCAGGUCUGGGUUUGGUAGUCUCGGGAAGCGCCGUUUCAAGCCAGAGCAAGGCGCUGCUGUUGCCUGCUGGAAGCCAGCUAUUCUUUGCGAAUCGAAUCGAAUCCCCACGCAACGCGAUAGUCUCAGGACGAUUGCUGUUGGCCGGAACAUUAUUGCCACCGAUGCAUAUCUUUACAUCUUGAUCGUGUGACCGAACCGUUGCCGUUCGAGGUAGGUGCCGGUUUUACGACAACGUGUAUCAUUCGAGCUAUCUAUUAGAGGACUACAGUAUUAGACAUGUCCCCACUAGCUAGGUCGACAUGGGUAAAAGGUUAGACAGUAGUUGUACG
Molecule: messenger RNA, 3544 nt
Organism: Seminavis robusta
Lineage: Eukaryota; Bacillariophyta; Bacillariophyceae; Naviculales; Naviculaceae
Source: the annotation of a GenBank genome assembly